Molecule: messenger RNA, 2244 nt
Organism: Acanthopagrus latus (yellowfin seabream)
Lineage: Eukaryota; Metazoa; Chordata; Actinopteri; Spariformes; Sparidae
Product: opsin-3-like
Exons: 4
Coding region: 254-1423 (389 amino acids)
Biological process (GO): G protein-coupled receptor signaling pathway; visual perception
Cellular component (GO): membrane; photoreceptor outer segment
Molecular function (GO): G protein-coupled receptor activity
Source: RefSeq, a predicted model, not a curated record
GCGCGGGCAGAACUUCACUGAGCUGCACGCGGGCAGCAGACACUUCCUGCAGCCUGAGGAGCGUCAGAGGCACGAGCCGGAUUAUUGAUCCUGUAUUGGCUCACAGUAUUGUUCACUUGUGCGCGCGCGGUGCGGAAGAUGCGGCGGCGCGGUGGCUGCCUGAUUCUUCAUCACUCUUCAUCAUGCCGUGUCUGGUGCCGCGGCGGAGGUUUACUCUCUACACACGGCACGUCUGCGUGAGCGGCAGCACGUCAUGUUCUCGGAGGUGAGCGACGUCAACCUGACGUCAAACGCCAGCGCUCCGCUGGAGCAGGACUGGAGCGACACGCCGCACGCGCGGCUGUCGCGCGGCGGGCACCGCGUGGUGUCGGUGUUCCUGGGCUCCAUCAUGGUGCUCGGCCUCCUCAACAACCUGCUGGUUCUGGUGCUGUUCUGCCGCUUCAAGACGCUGCGGACCCCCGUCAACAUGCUGCUGCUCAACAUCAGCGUCAGCGACAUGCUGGUCUGCGCAUGCGGCACCACACUCAGCUUCGCCUCCAGCCUGCGGAGCCGCUGGCUGUACGGCCGCCACGGCUGCAUGUGGUACGGCUUCAUCAACUCCUGCUUCGGGAUCGUGUCUCUGGUCUCUCUGGCCGUCCUGUCCUACGACCGCUACAGCACCCUGAUGGUGUGCAACAAGCGGUCCCCGGACUUCAGGAAGCCCCUGCUGGCUGUGGGGGGAUCCUGGCUGUACUCCCUGUUCUGGACGGUACCUCCCCUGCUGGGCUGGAGCAGUUACGGUCUGGAGGGGGCUGGGACCAGCUGCUCGGUCAGCUGGACCGAGAACUCGUCCAGUUCUCACUCGUACAUCAUCUGUCUGUUCAUUUUCUGUCUGGGGAUCCCGGUCCUGGUCAUGGUCUACUGCUACGGACGGCUGCUGUACGCCGUCAAACAGGUGGGUCGUAUCAGGCGGACGGCGGCCCGUCGCAGAGAGUUCCACAUCCUGUUCAUGGUGGUGACCACGGUGGUUUGCUACCUGCUCUGCUGGAUGCCGUACGGUGUCGUCGCCAUGAUGGCCACCUUCGGUCGGCCGGGAGUCGUCAGCCCGGUCGCCAGCGUCGUCCCGUCCAUCCUCGCCAAGAGCAGCACCGUCAUCAACCCAGUCAUCUACAUCCUCAUGAACAAACAGUUCUACCGCUGCUUCCGGAUCCUGUUCCACUGUGAACACCAGCUGACGGAGGACGUCCACUCCUCCAUGCCCUCAAAGACCACCGUGGUCCAUCUGAACCGCCGAGUGUGCGACAUCAGCCCGGCCGCCACCGAACACGCCGCUGCUGCCGGCUCCACGCUGCUGACCAGACCUGAUACUGCAGACAUGGAAAUAACCAGCAGCGCCGUGUCCGACAGAGCCGAUGCUGUCGGGCCACGGGAGGUCUCCUCGUGAGACCUCUGACCUCUGACCCUUCACCUGAAACCUCAACGACCAAUCAGCUGACUGGAGGUCCGCAGGUCAGAGUUGUGUGUGGCCGUAACGACGUGAUGUGGACGUCUACAACAGUGUAAGAGGAACGUGCCUGGAGGCGUUCAUGAAACUUAGAGAAUUAAAUGAACACAUUUCUGAUUUUUACAGAUCUUUCAUCAAUAAAUGUGCUGUGAUCACAGCAUUCGCCUUCGUAAAGACUAAUGUAUGGAGCGCCAGGAUCAUUUCUCUUCCUUAUCAAAUAGAAUUUAAACUAAAUGAUAAUAAUAAUAAUUAUCAUUAUUAUUAUUAUUAUUAUUAUUAUCCAUUUAAUUUUGAUUUACAAUAAACAACGAGUCCUUCAGAAGCAUCAGGACAUAAAAAACAUUUGGAGGCAGUCUCACGUCAUGGUCUUCAUCAGGCGAAUUCAUCACGAUAUUUAAUAACCAGAACUGAUGUAAACUUCCACUGCCUGUCUGUCUGUUCACUCCAUGAUGUCAUCAGUUCUUCUCACUGACAGACUGUCACGUCUUUAAUGAGAACGUUAAAUCAACUUUGAAACACAUUAAUAACAGUAACGAGUCACAACAACAUGGUUCUGAUCACUCAAGUGUCUGACGGUGUGAGAUCGUCAGUCACUUAUCACAGAAUCAAUCGACUGUGACGCGGCUAAUCGAAUAAUAAAAGAUAAACAUUAAAGUGAGUAUUUCCUGUGUGAGCAUCAUGACGCUGGUCUCUGGUCUGUUGAACGUCUGUGCUGUAAAAAUGUUGUUGAGGAAAGUUUGAAAUAAAGUUCUGUAAACUCG